This is a messenger RNA of Exserohilum turcica Et28A, 1839 nucleotides long. RefSeq lists its product as uncharacterized. NCBI's taxonomy places the organism in Eukaryota, Fungi, Ascomycota, Dothideomycetes, Pleosporales, Pleosporaceae. The annotation marks the transcript as partial. The transcript has 2 exons. The record is from RefSeq and is a predicted model, not a curated record. Gene Ontology annotation, molecular function: copper ion binding; oxidoreductase activity.
AAGGCCAUCUUCGUUGCCCUCCUCCUGUCCUGCACACUCUUUCUUCUAGCACGCCAAGCCCUAGUAAGUCGAGGCAAACCUCAGACGUCCACUACAACACCGAGUCCAGCACGUCUACGGCCAGAAGAAGACUACAUCCUCUCUCCAUCAUGGGACUUCAACGCGCCGCCCACAACUCGCGAGUACACAUGGAUUAUAUCCGACCACAAGCUCAACCCUGAUGGCGUCUACCGCCCCAUGAUACUCAUCAACGGCACGUUCCCCGGCCCCAUGAUAGAAUGCAACCAAGGCGACGAACUCAUUGUGCAUGUCCACAACCACGCGAUAAACGCAACAUCGAUCCACUGGCAUGGCCUGUACCAAAACGGGACAAACUGGAUGGACGGCACAGUCGGCAUAACCCAAUGUCCCAUUGCCCCCGGCCACAGCUUCACAUACCGGUUCCGCGUCGCCGGCCAAACAGGAACAUACUGGUACCAUUCGCACAUGAGCAUGCAAGCGUCAGACGGGCUCGUGGGCCCCCUCAUCAUCCACGCUCGGGGCCCCGACCAAGAAAAGGGUGCGCUGCAGAAAGUGCCGUACGAGCAGGAUCGCGUAGUCAUGCUCUCCGACCACUACUACGACCUCUCUUCCAGCCUGCUCGUCCGCUAUCUCGCGCCCGGCAGCGAAAACGACGAGCCGGUCCCGCCUUCAGCCCUGAUAAACGGGCGUAACGUACGCAACUGCUCGGCCCUGCCGUCUCGCCACUGCGACUCGUCGCAGCUCAGCAACGCCCUGUUUAGCCUGUCCUGGGAAACCAACACAAGACUCCGCGUCAUCAACGUCGGCGCCUUCGCAGAGUUCGCCCUGCAAAUCGACGAGCACGAGGUCCUAGUCACUGAAGUCGAUGGCACAGAUGUCGCACCGCAGAGCAUCCAUCGCCUGAAUAUCAAUCCCGCGCAGCGCUACAGCAUUGUUGUUUCGCCGCCCAAGGACGCGGAAAACAAGGGCUUGUAUUGGAUCCGCGCGAGGAUGAUCACGCACUGCUUUGCGUACGAGGAGCCCGAGCUGCAAGAAGAAGUCCGCGGCGUGCUGUCGUACCAUUCUCCUCAAAACUCGCAAUUAGUACCAGACAGCAAAGACUGGCCUGACAUCAUCGACGUGGAAUGCCGUGACCUAAACACCUCGCAGCUCUCGCCCGUCGUCGCUAUGGCUGCCCCGGCAAUCAAUUUUCAGCACACGCUGCAUCUGCGGUCGUCGUUCCAAAUCCGCGACUGGCGCCUCGCACGGGGCUAUCUAAACGAGAGCUCGUUUCGCAUAAACGGCUCGCUGCCGCUUCUGCACACGCUGCUUUCCCAGCCGCCAUCACCAGCACUGGAGUCCCCUGGCUCGUCAUCUGCCGAGCUCCUCCAUACCGGUGCUGGCAACGGUAUCCUGGACACGCCGCUCAUUGCCCCCGGUCCCCAGCUGACAUACCAGACGGCAAGUACGGAUACAGUCAUCACGGUGCUGAUCCAGAACCUGGAUGACGGAACCCACCCGUUCCAUCUGCAUGGAUACAAGUUCUUUGUCUUGGACCAGGGACACGGAUACCCGCCUGCAUCGUUGCUGGAGCGAGAUUCGACGCAGAAGGAGCAUUUUAGCCUGGAGAAUCCGCUGCGCAGAGAUACGGCGAGCGUCGAGGCGUAUGGGUGGCUGCUGAUUAGUUUUGUGGCGGAUAACCCUGGUGUGUGGGCGUUUCAUUGCCAUAUUGGGUGGCAUACCGAGGCGGGGCUGAUGAUGGUUUUUGCGACGGGCGUCGAGGCCAUGAGGGGGUGGAAGGUACCGGAUGACGUAGAGGGGUUGUGUGGGAUAGAGGGC